Messenger RNA from Melospiza melodia melodia, 5986 nucleotides. It is a transcript of the gene MELTF, whose product is annotated as melanotransferrin. Lineage: Eukaryota; Metazoa; Chordata; Aves; Passeriformes; Passerellidae. The record is from RefSeq and is a predicted model, not a curated record. Bases 2685 to 4898 code for a protein of 737 amino acids. The transcript has 15 exons. Gene Ontology annotation, cellular component: recycling endosome; extracellular region; plasma membrane. Gene Ontology annotation, biological process: iron ion transport.
ACUGGGGCAACUGAAGUUACUUUAUUAAAAUCAGGUUUAAACUUGUGACACAAUUAUUGCUGGUGUUACCUGGGAUGCUAGUGCAGCUUAAGGAAGUUAAAGCUGCUGGUGCAUGCCCCAGCAGAGUUUCUGGUUUUCAAGAUCUGGGAAAUCAGGUGUGUUGCCUUUCUGAGAAUUCCUAGCCACGAAAGUGCAUGGUGUACUGGAUUGAUGAUGCAGCUUUUGAUAAAUAAUAUCAUAAAUUUUUAAGGCAACUAGAAGUGUACUGUUGUCUCCCUCUUUCAAAGUGACUGAUUGUUUGCGGUGUCUUGUGAGACAUCUUAAAAGAGUAAAUCUAAAAAAACCCCAGAAGUGUAUGAAUCUCUGUCAAGUCUGCAAACACAUCUGAGAUCUCUGUAUUGUAUGCACUUCUUUUUACCUCUUUUUUGAACCCAUCAGAAAGAGCCUGUUCAGCUGAGUAGGUCUGUGAGGAAUUGCUCUUUCAUAUGUUGGAGUGUCUGAGUAGCUGUCACCAAACUUUGCCCCCAGGCACUUGUCCUGUAGUACCCAGGUGUCACCAAACACUCCACUCUGACUGAAGUCCACAGCAGUUACCUUGCACAGUUGUCAUGAGGGAGUGAAAACAAGUCUUGGAUCAAGAUCCCACAGGACUCUGGAGUAUUUGCUUUGCAUUUUUAGUUUUGUGUGUUUCCAAUGUUACCUUUGAACACUGACAGAAAAGGUGAUUCUGAGAGCCCUGAUGCACCUUGUUGUCUUAUCUUGUGUAAUUGUCAGGGUUUUGUACUAUUUAGAUUUUCUCUGGGUCUUAUCUUUCCAGCAUCAGGUGCUGAUAUAUCUUUUGAUUCUUGGGUGCACUUUUCUGUGUUUUAAAGUUAUGUUUUACAAUGCAUGUAUUUUGCUAAAGGCUUCUAAUUUAACAACUAGAGUAAUUAGGAAAUCCAAAUGGCAUCACACUGAUGUAUUACCACUCUUUUGCUGGCCCAGUGAAGGCAUCAUGGGUUUUCUUCUUGCUUGAUAACCCAACUAUUUUUAAUUGCAAUACAGACACAUGCUCAAUUAAGUAUUUGUUACCCUCUAUUGUUAUUGUAAGUUGUGUUAUUUCAUUGUUGGCAUUUUUUGCUGAAUUGUUUUGAAAACUAGGUUAAGAAAUUUAAUAUCUCCUUAAAGCAGAGUUAAGAAUGAAAUAGGAAAAUGAUCUGUGAAGUGUGCUCGUGUGGUUGAGGGGACUGUGUUUAGAACAGACCUCCUGUACAAAAAGGCUGCUGCUCUGCCCUCUGAACCAUUCCCACAGAGGAUCCACAGGGGAGCCCUGGGACCAGAUUCAUGUUUUACUAAUCCUGCCCUUGCAGUCUUAAGCAACUGGUACUAGGACUGUCGUUCUUGUCGUCUGUAUAUGAAUGUAAGCCCUAGUGCAAACAUCUGGGAGAGAGGGCUUCAGAUGUUAAUCUGGCCAGUAGGAAGGGCACAGGAAGGAUCUGAGCAAUGGGUCCUUGAGAACAUUUGGAAAUACUCCAGUGACACCAGGUUAUUCUUUAACACUUAAGACAACUAAGGGACGAUUAAUUCCAGAUUGUCUGAGGAACCAAGAAUCAGAGUUCAGCCAUAAGGUUUUGGUUGGGAAGAAAGUCAGGAGGGAUCAUUCUGUACUCUUUAAAUUCUAAACUUGAAAUAGCAAUUAAUUGACUCAGCUGUUGUCGUACAGGUGCUAGUCAGAGUUAGAGCUACGUCCUGCCCACCUGCAGUCAGGUAGCUGAUGAGUGCUGCAGGAUCCUGCCACUCCUGGCCAUACAGGCUGGUGAGGGAUGCACAGAGCUGUGUGGCUCAUGCCUUUCCUGGAUGUGAGGACUCACACCACACAGCCCUUCUGUUUCUGAGCAGCUUUUAUCUAAACAAAGUUACAGGCAGCUGCAGUUCAUUGAAUAAUAAAAAAUUAAUAAAAGGGCAGCACAAAUGAGGGUUGCUCUGUGAAGGUUGCACUAAAAUUCUCAGCAGCUUUUAACACAGUCACUGUCAGCAGUUUUGAUUUUCUAGGACAGAAUCCUUCCUGGGCCUUUUCUUAAACCUUAAAAUAAGUCAGAAUGAUUUAGCUGUUUUAUAGCAAUUGCUAUUAAAUUUCAGGAAAUGUGCACUUAGCAUGUGCUGUACCACCUGUAGAGUGUACAGGCUUUGCUGUUGUAAGAGCCUGGGCUUCUGAUGAUGGCUUUAAGCAAUUUGUGACAAUGUUGAGAAUGUGACUGUCUACUCUGCUAGAUAAACUGCUUUGCUUGAAUCUCCUCCUGCUCUCUGAGCCCCAGCUAUAAGGAAUGCAGAAAUCUCACUGAGGAUGUGGUUCCACAACCCUGCCCCAGCCCCGUGUGCUGGUGUGUAGCCGUUUAUUGAAUGAACUCUGUGGGUGGUGCCAAGGCAGUAGCCACCUCAUUGGUGCCUCAGAUAUGUUGCAAUUUCCAGGUCUGAUGGUUUUUUUCCAAGUGUACAGGCAGUGUGAGGAGAGGAAUGCUUUCUUUUCCUGUGCUCAUUACGAGGUGACGCCUGCCAAGGUGAGCAGGCCUUGUUGAACAGAGUGCAUCAGCGAGUGCAUGCAGCUGAUUUUCACCAAGACCAGGCUGGAGAGAGCACUCUUGCAGGAGCCUUGAUCUCUGGGAGUUCUGAAGGCUGAAAAAAUCGCAGAUCACAAAAUUUUCACCAUGAAGAGCUCCAGAAGUGUUUUCUAUCUCCUCUUCUUUCACACUGCUCUCGGCCUGGAGCGAGUCCGGUGGUGCACGGUGUCUGAACCAGAACUUUCCAAGUGUAAUGACAUGAGCAAGGCCUUCAGUGAGGCUGGCAUCCUUCCCCCUCUGGAGUGUACAGCAGGGGGGUCAGCUGCUAACUGUACCCAGAUGAUCAAGGAUGACUUGGCAGAUGCAGUGACCCUGGAUGGCCGUUGGAUUUUCCAGGCUGGAAGGGAGCAUGAUCUGAAACCUGUGGUUGGGGAAGUGUAUGAUCAAGAGAUUGGAACUUCCUAUUAUGCUGUGGCUGUGGUAAAGAAGAGCUCCAACAUCAGCAUGGGGAGCCUGAAGGGAGCGCGCUCGUGUCACACCGGCAUCAACAGGACUGCGGGCUGGGACGUGCCCGUGGGGCACCUCACUGCCACCGGGCACCUGGCACCAAUGGGCUGUGACCUUCCUCAAGCUGUAAGUGACUAUUUCAAUGCAAGCUGUGUUCCUGGAGCAAAUGGUGUGAACUAUCCCAAAUCCCUCUGUCAGCUCUGCAAAGGGGACUCAGAAGGACAGAACAAAUGUGAACUAAAUUCCCAAGAGCAAUACUAUGACUACAGUGGGGCUUUCAGGUGUUUGGCUGAAAAUGCUGGAGAGGUUGCUUUUGUGAAGCACAGCACAGUGCCUGAAUAUACAGAUGGGAGAAGCCUUUCCUCCUGGGCCCGGCGGCUGCGCUCUCGGGACUUCCAGCUGCUGUGUAGGGAUGGCAGCAGGGCUGAUGUGACAGAGUGGAGGAGCUGCCACCUGGCCAGAGUCCCUGCUCGGGCCGUGGUUGUGCGCCCUGACACAGACGGGACAGUUCUCUUCCAGCUCCUCAAUCAGGGACAACAAAGAUUUAAUGGGGUGGGUGCCAAGUUUCAGAUGUUCGACUCUGCCGUCUACGGUGCCCAGAAUCUUCUGUUCCGAGAUGCCACCACAGAGCUCGUGGCAAUCACAGCUCAGAAUUACCAGGCAUGGCUGGGUGAUGAGUACCUUCACGCUAUGCAAGCUCUGAACUGCAACCCCAAUACAAUGCCAGAAAGCCUGAACUGGUGUGUUGUGUCCACUGAGGAGAUUUGGAAAUGUGGUGAAAUGGCUGUUGCCUUUAGAAAAAAGAAUUUGAAGCCAGCAAUUCAGUGUAUUUCAGCCAAGACAAAGGAAGAGUGCAUGGAGCUGAUCCAGAAAAAGGAAAGUGAUGCUGUAGUUCUGGGUGGAGCUGAUAUUUACACAGCUGGGAAGACAUAUGGCCUUGUACCAGCUGCUGGAGAAAGUUACUCUGCUGAUGACAGCAGCAAUGCAUACUAUGCUGUGGUGUUAGUGAAACGAAAUCUGUCCAAUGCAUUCACCAUCAGUGACCUGAGAGGGAAGAAGUCCUGCCACACAGGCCUGGGGAGAAAUGCUGGAUGGAAUAUUCCCAUUGGUGUACUAAUUAAGAGGGGGAUUAUUAAGAACAGAGACUGUAAUAUUCCUCAAGCUGUGAGUGAGUUUUUCUCUGCCAGCUGUGUCCCUUCAGCUGAGCAGGACAAUUACCCAGCAAAGCUCUGUCAGCUGUGUAUUGGAGAUGAGAGUGGAAACAACAAAUGCAGUGCAAGUAGCCAAGAACGUUACUACAGCUACAGUGGAGCCUUCAGGUGCCUGGUAGAGGAUGCUGGGGAUGUGGCCUUUGUGAAGCACUCUACAGUGUUUGAGAACACAGAUGGUAAAAACACUGCUAGUUGGGCCCAAAAGUUGAAGUCCAGUGAUUUCCAGUUACUGUGUCCAAAUGGUGCCCGUGCUGAAGUCACCCAGUUUGCCAGUUGUCACCUGGCUCAGGUGCCAGCUCAGGCUGUUAUGGUUCACCCAGAUGUCAAUGUUUUUGCUCUAUAUGGACUACUGGACAGAGCCCAGGUUUACUUUGGAAAUAGCAGCAAUGGAAAUGGAUUCAAAAUGUUUGAUUCUUCAGCUUUUCAAGGAAAAGACUUGAUUUUUAAGGAUUCUGCUGUUGAGAUUGUGCCAGUGAAAGAGAGGAGAACAUACACAGAAUGGCUGGGGAGUGAAUAUAUUGAGUCCCUUGAAGGGAUGCAAACACCCCAGUGCUCUGGGGCAGGUAAUAAGAUAACACAAUACUCACUCAUGGCUACUGUCAUUCCCCUGCUUGCCCUGUGUCAGAUACAGGGCUUGGACUAGCACAGUCCAAGUGGGAACUUCCAGGCCACCUCUGCCCUGCCACCUUCUCUUCAGAAAAGCUGCUGUCUGGAUAACAUGCUGUGCUACCAUGUGAAUGCCUCUUCCUGCCUCUUUGCAGGGCAAGUGCCAACAGCAUCUGCUCCUCAGGGAGUGGGGUAGGGCUGGAAGCUGCCCCUGUCUGUGUGGAUGGGGUGGAAUUUGGGGCAGAAACCAGCAAUACAGUAUCAACAUGGUUUACAACAUCAGUCUAAAAGUGGAGCAUCUCUGCCAUUGUUGCUGACAUUGAACCACCCAGGAUUCCCAAGAACUGUUAGAUGGAUUCUGGGUUUCUGACCUGUAGAAGAAUUUCUUGGAAGGCAAUAUCAAAACUCUUGUCUAGUGAAUUCUCUCUCUAGUGGCCUCCUGGCUGGCUAUGCUCAGACUCCACAUCCCUGCUUUACCCAUCCCCCACUCUGUUUCUCCUGAGCUCUGCUGCCACAGAGGUGAGUGACAGAGAAUGGACAGGCUGUGAACAGAAACCAGUCCAGAUUCUGCCAUGGACAGUCUUCUCUACCUUCCAGCAGAAGAAAGUACAGGAAAUGUCAAAAAUCACUGGAUGAAAAAGAAGCCCAGAGAGACUGGAAGGGGGACUACCCUUUGACAGAUAAAAGAACAAAGCCAAACGUGAGCAUCCACUGAGCUUACUGACUUUCCACACCCAGUGCUCUCAUGGCUGGCCAGAGAUGUCCUGUGAUCUUUGUUUGAUGCAGCCUCCAUCAAGAACCUCAUGACUGUCCUCCUUCCACAGGGGCCAUUCCUGAGUGCCUUGUGCAUGAAAUUUGUAUUUGCUGUAGCUGAAACUAAGUACUUCACUUCUGAGUAGCCAUUUCUACUGGCUGUAGUAUUCAGGUUUUAUUUUUAUCCAUAGCUGCACUAUUCACAGAUGUUGGUGUGCUGCUGGCAGGCACUGCCCUCCUGAUUGUAGAGACCACCUCAUGAUCCUGGGAUGAACAGACAUGUAGUAUAAUAAAAACCUGGUAAAGCCAGAUAGCAAUCACAUAAAUAAGUGAAAAUAGCAAAUAAACAUGAAAACUUUAAUCACACUUUAA